Rhinopithecus roxellana (golden snub-nosed monkey) is the source of this 2098-nucleotide messenger RNA. RefSeq names its product dynactin subunit 2 (gene DCTN2). Bases 627 to 1571 code for a protein of 314 amino acids. The transcript is spliced from 15 exons. The record is from RefSeq and is a predicted model, not a curated record. Gene Ontology annotation, biological process: mitotic spindle organization. NCBI's taxonomy places the organism in Eukaryota, Metazoa, Chordata, Mammalia, Primates, Cercopithecidae. Gene Ontology annotation, cellular component: centrosome; dynactin complex; cytoplasm.
AAUCCUUGGCGGCGUCCCCUGGCCAUUACCUCAUUCCCUGGCCUCGUUCUCCCCAGUCCCGGCCUCUCCAGGGGUGUGGCAGCAGGGCUGUUCUCGCGACUUUUGCUUUACCCUUCUGCUGUGCUACUGCUGUCGCGAGACUUCCUGCUCAUCUGCCGCUCCCUUUGCCGCCGCCUUAGCCCGGGACCCGAACCCAGCCUCUCCCCUAUCCGAACACCGGCCCCGGCUCCUCCGAGGCAACGGUCCCCCAGCCCCGUCUCGCCGCCGCCAUGGCGGACCCUAAAUACGCCGACCUUCCCGGCAUUGCCAGGAAUGAGCCAGAUGUUUAUGAAACCAGCGACCUACCUGAGGAUGAUCAAGCGGAGUUUGAUGCGAUCUUCAAGACACUGCUGGAGUAGAUGCUACUGGAGGACUAGAGUGUGCCCCCCAGGCCACAGCCUUGGAGAGGCUCCAGAGGAUGCCAGCGCCAGGAGGAGCUGACAAGCACAAGUGUGGAACACAUCAUUGUCAAUCCUAAUGCUGCCUAUGACAAGUUCAAGGACAAGAGAGUGGGGACAAAGGGACUUGAUUUCUCAGAUCGUAUUGGAAAAACCAAGAGGACAGGAUAUGAAUCUGGAGAAUAUGAGAUGCUUGGAGAGGGUCUGGGAGUGAAGGAGACACCCCAGCAAAAGUACCAGCGCCUACUGCAUGAGGUCCAAGAACUGACAACUGAAGUUGAAAAAAUCAAGACGACAGUGAAGGAGUCAGCCACAGAGGAGAAGCUGACCCCUGUGGUGUUGGCUAAACAGCUGGCAGCCCUGAAGCAGCAGCUGGUUGCUUCCCACCUGGAGAAGCUGCUGGGACCAGAUGCUGCAAUCAACCUUACUGACCCUGAUGGCGCCCUGGCUAAGCGCCUACUGCUGCAGCUGGAAGCAACGAAGAACAGCAAAAGUGGCUCAGGGGGAAAAACCACUGGGACCCCCCCAGAUAGCAGCCUUGUCACUUAUGAACUACACUCUCGGCCUGAGCAGGACAAGUUCUCUCAAGCUGCCAAAGUCGCAGAACUUGAAAAGCGCCUGACAGAGCUGGAGGCAGCUGUACGUUGUGAUCAGGAUGCUCAGAAUCCCCUUUCUGCAGGUCUACAGGGAGCCUGUCUCAUGGAGACUGUAGAGCUGUUGCAAGCAAAGGUGAGCGCCCUGGACCUUGCAGUUUUGGAUCAAGUAGAGGCUCGGCUACAGAGUGUCCUGGGAAAGGUGAACGAGAUUGCCAAGCAUAAAGCCUCUGUGGAAGAUGCAGAUACACAAAGCAAGGUGCACCAGCUAUAUGAAACUAUACAGCGCUGGAGCCCCAUUGCCUCCACCCUCCCUGAGCUGGUGCAGAGACUUGUCACCAUCAAGCAGCUGCACGAGCAAGCCAUGCAGUUUGGUCAGCUCCUGACACACUUGGAUACCACCCAGCAGAUGAUUGCUAAUUCCCUGAAGGACAAUACCACCCUCUUGACCCAGGUGCAGACAACCAUGCGUGAAAACCUGGCCACAGUUGAGGGGAACUUUGCCAGCAUUGAUGAACGGAUGAAGAAGCUGGGAAAGUGAGCACAUUUGGGAGCUGGAGAACAGGGGUAAUCCCUACCCCUGUGAACUGUUAACAGCUUACAUAGGGUUUCCCCUUUACUAUAACUCUAGCAUCCCCAUCCCAUUUGACACUGGGGGCAAGGGUUCUUCUUGCAUGUGGGGUUUAUACUCCUCCCCUGAUGAAUAGAGUGGUAGCUAGGGGUUGGUUAUUAGAAGGUGGUCUCCCCUCAGGCCUGGGGGAUAAGGACGUGGGACCAGCCACAUGCCAGCUCAUGUCCAAUACUGCUUUGCCUGGUGUGGGGAAGGAUUGGGUCUUGUCCUCCAACACAGCUUCUGUGGCUGACUGUAAUACCGUACAACUGUUUCUGACCAUUAAAUGCUGUUGUACUCUGUGUGGCCUCUGCUGUGUUUCCUGGGGAGGAAGCAGCACCAGGACACAGGCAUUCAUCGUAACAGGCAAUCUAAGCCACUCUAUACUACAACAGAUGGAUUUAAAUUGUAACCUGUUCUUACCAAAGAACUAAAUAAAAAAGGAGUACAGAGCCAGA